This is a messenger RNA of Nezara viridula (southern green stink bug), 1294 nucleotides long. Lineage: Eukaryota; Metazoa; Arthropoda; Insecta; Hemiptera; Pentatomidae. The record is from the annotation of a GenBank genome assembly.
UUCGGUAUUUCUUUUUAUGUACCAAUGUAGUUGUCUUUAAUUUACGAAGUUAAAUUAAAGAAAUUAAACACUUUUACAAUUAAAUAGCUUAUUUUACAGCAUUAUCACGUAUUAUUAUUAAAUCCAAUGAAUAUAUGGCAGGCAUUGCUCAUGGCGAUGUGUUUUGGUCGUUGACGUUUUCUCAAUAAUUGUUUGAUUGUUGUCAAAGUACUCUUUAUGAUACAAUGUAUGCAUUAUCGUUGUUGCUAUAUAUUUUUCAAUAAUUAAUGUGUAAUACCAGAUAAUGUCAGUGUCAUCCUUCAGACCUGAUUCUCACCCGAAAAUGGCAAAGGAAAACAAGAAGACUAAUGUUUGCAGAGAUUAUGUAAGGAAUGUUUGUACGCGCGGAUCAAAUUGUAAAUAUAUUCAUCCUCUAAAGUAUGUUUUUUGUUGGGAUUAUCAAAAUGGCAAGUGCAAACGGUCAGGAUGUGCAUUUAUACACUGUAGUAGAGAAGAUGAAGAACAUUAUAAUCUAUUUGGUGAGUUACCUCCACAUCUUUUAGAAUUACCACAGAUGCAAAGUGAUUUUCACAGAGGAAAUGAUAACAGAAAUACUAUGUGCAAAUGUAGAUCGAACAUUCAAGGCCCCCCUACAAUUGAAUUGGAUUUGGAACCUCUGCAAAAACGUAGACGUUUUCAACAUGAAACAUUUCUGGUUCCUGAAAAACCAUGGACUUUGGAGGAUGAAAAUGCCUAUCUUAGAAACAUUGUCGAUUGCUUAAGGAAAAAAGUAGAUGAUUUACAAGCGACCAAUGAAUUCCUUCUAGAACAGAAUGCUCAAAUGAGACUUAGUGAUAAGUCAGGAGCAUUGACAGCUGUCACUGUUCCCGCUGUUACAAUUACUAAUGCAGCCCAGCUUCCUCCUCAAACUAUCAGAACUGUGACUGCUUCUGUCGCUACUGUACCUGUUUCAAUUGCAGCUGUCGCUGGUACCCCUGUAUCAAUAGCAACAGUCUCCAUGGCACCAGUACAAAUCCCCGCUCCGUCCGUGACGAUGGCCCAACCUCAGGAGCAGACGACCGUUAGCCAGACACUUCUUUCAACGGCAGGUCCACUAGUUUCCUAUCCAAUAGUGGCGAGGCCUGUUUUAUCAAAUCUAACCCACUGAAGGAGCUUUUGAUAGACUUAUAAUUUUGUGUAAACAGAAAAUUUUCUCUUCAUACCAAGGAAUAUAUAAAACAAUCAAAACAUGUUAUUUCAUUAAUAUUGGUUAUCGAGGCUUUUGAAUUUAUAUUGUUGAGGCCAAGAUUUACGU